AUGUCUGCUCCCUCCGCUAUGUGCACGGUCGAGACCGUCAACGGCCGCGAGUACAAGGUCCGCGACAUGGCCCAGGCCGACUUCGGCCGCAUGGAGAUUGAGCUCGCGCAGGUCGAGAUGCCCGGUCUCAUGUCCAUGAUCAAGGAGUUCGGCCCCGCCCAGCCCCUCAAGGGCGCCAACAUCUCCGGCUCCCUCCACAUGACCAUUCAGACCGCCGUCCUCAUCGAGACCCUCGUCGCCCUCGGCGCCAAGGUCCGCUGGUGCUCUUGCAACAUCUUCUCCACCCAGGACCACGCCGCGGCCGCCGUCGCCCGCGACUCCGCCGCGGUGUUCGCCUGGAAGGGCGAGACCCUCGAGGAGUACUGGUGGUGCACCGACAAGAUGCUCGACUGGGGUUCCGAGCCUCUCGACAUCAUCGUCGACGACGGCGGUGACGCCACCCUCCUCAUCCACGAGGGUUACAAGGCUGAGAUCGAGUUCGAGAAGUCCGGCGCCAAGCCCGACCCCUCCACCACCGACAACGCCGAGAUGAAGCUCGUGCUCAAGACCAUUGCGGAGAACCUCGACAAGGACCCCAAGCGCUGGCACAAGAUCGUGUCCACCUGCGUCGGCGUCUCCGAGGAGACCACCACCGGUGUCAAGCGCCUGUACGAGAUGCAGAAGGCUGGCGAGCUCCUCUUCCCCGCCAUCAACGUCAACGACUCCGUCACCAAGUGCAAGUUUGACAACCUCUACGGCUGCCGCCACUCGCUCCCCGACGGGAUCAUGCGCGCCACCGACGUCAUGAUCGCGUCCAAGACCUGCUUCGUCGCCGGCUUCGGUGAUGUCGGCAAGGGUUCCGCCCAGGCGCUCAAGGCUGCCGGCGCCCGCGUCAUCGUCUCCGAGAUUGACCCUAUCUGCGCCCUCCAGGCUGCCAUGGACGGCUUCCAGGUUGCGCCCAUCGAGGACGUCGUCGACAUCUGCGACAUCUUCAUCACCACCACCGGUAACAAGGACAUCAUCAUGGUCCACCACAUGGAGAAGAUGAAGAACAACGCCAUCGUCGGCAACAUCGGCCACUUCGACAACGAGAUCGACAUGGCCGGUCUCGAGUCGUUCCCCGGCAUCAAGCGCCAGAACAUCAAGCCCCAGUGCGACCGCUACGAGUUCCCCGACGGCCACGGCGUCAUCAUGCUCGCCGAGGGCCGCCUGCUCAACCUCGGCUGCGCCACCGGCCACCCCUCCUUCGUCAUGUCCUGCUCCUUCACCAACCAGGCCAUCGCGCAGCUCGAGCUCUGGAACGAGCGCAAGACUGGCAAGUACGAGAAGAAGGUGUACGUGCUCCCCAAGCACCUCGACGAGAAGGUCGCCGCGCUCCACCUCGAGAAGAUCGGCGUGAAGCUCACCAAGCUCACCACCGAGCAGGCUGCGUACAUCAACGUCCCCGUCGAGGGCCCCUACAAGCCCGCCGCCUACCGCUACUAAGUUCGUCGCGAUGCACGACGCGCCCGUCGAGCGACGGAACGCGCUCCGCGAUAGCUGCUUAACACUGGGGGGUUGCGUGUUGAUAUCACUUAUGUAGGUUUCUUUAGCUCAAAAGGUGCGGUUGAGGAGCACCCGACCGCGCAGACCCCCGAUGAAAUUCGGGAAUAAUAGGGUUGUGCUCAUGAGAAAAGGUCCUGGACGUCACGCCUUUGGUGGAUGUCCUCCCUGUCCUUCCUGGUGAUCCCCGUGAAGUCCAAGCUCCGAACGAGAGGAAGACUCGCGGCUACGGCGUAUCUGUAAUUUUUGUCCGACUGCUCGCAAGGAUUGCC
This is a messenger RNA of Micromonas commoda, 1793 nucleotides long. RefSeq names its product adenosylhomocysteinase. The record is from RefSeq and is a predicted model, not a curated record. NCBI's taxonomy places the organism in Eukaryota, Viridiplantae, Chlorophyta, Mamiellophyceae, Mamiellales, Mamiellaceae. The coding region runs from base 1 to 1464 and encodes 487 amino acids. The transcript is spliced from 4 exons. Gene Ontology annotation, cellular component: cytosol. Gene Ontology annotation, molecular function: adenosylhomocysteinase activity. Gene Ontology annotation, biological process: L-methionine cycle.